ACCAGUGCUCGAGAUCCACCUCGAGAAGGCCCUCUUCAAAUUUACGGCGGCGGUGGGGAGAAGCGGAAGCGAACGGCGGCACCGCCGGGCCCACCAACUCCAGCCUUCGGCGGCCUCCGCCUCCGCCGCUUCCUGGAGCUCGCGAACCCACCGAAGCCCGUUUCCACCAUGGAUUACGAACGAAUCGAGAAGCCAUCUCCUCCGGGCGGUGGGUUUUCUCCCGGCAGGCUUCGAGCUAUGCUUUUGGGAGUGGAUAAGAAGAGGAAAGAGGAGGAGAUGGAGUCCAAGUUCUCGCUGAGAUCUGAGGCAACUGCUGCUGAGAUCGAUGACACAUGUGGUAGUGUUUCGGAUGAUUGCAAGGAUGUGGACAUGGUGAGCUCGCUCCCUGAAUGCUCUACUUCGUUGGAGAAGAUGAGUGGUCACAGAUUUACAGAUCAAAUCCUAUCGAGUUCGAGGAUUAGAUCUCAAGAGGAAGACUCUUUUGAUUCAGACGGUGUGCCAUCCGCCUUCGAAUUCCACAAGGGUGAACGCGCUCCCCACCGGGCGGCUCUCAUGCCACCAUUCUCAAAACCGGCGCCUUCGAAAUGGGACGAUGCACAGAAAUGGAUUGCGAGCCCCAAUUUGAACCGGCCUUAUAAACCUUGUGGAGUGCAGCCGAAGAAAACAGGGAAGUUUGGUUAUGGUAGCCGACAAUCUUCGACGAAGGUGGUUGUAGAGAUUACAGAGGAUGCAGACACUAAGAGGAUUGAUCCAACCCAAGAAAAGAGAGGAUUUGGUGGGCAGAAGGUUGUGAAUUUGGUCCCCAACUCUUACCAGGUGGUGGAUUCAUGUGCCAAGCCUGGGAUUAUUGUUGAGAAGGUUGCAGAUUCAGCAAUUUCUCUUAGUCGUCACGAUUCUUCUACAUUACCUCAGACUGCUACCACCUUUAUUACUCCCCCAUCAACAGACAGGUCGGUGUCUAUGAGAGAUAUGGGCACAGAAAUGACUCCUAUGGCUAGCCAAGAGCCAUCUCGGACAGGAACUCCUGUGAGAGCCUCAACACCAACACGCAGCCCUACUUCUUCUCGAUCAACAACUCCACAGAGAGCUGCACCAAAUUCAAACAUUGCUGCAAACAUUACUGGUUCAUCUGACAGCCACAGGGAUAGCAAGAAUGAGUUGAGUGAAAAGGAGUUGCAAAUGAAAACUAGAAGAGAAAUAAUGAUUCUUGGCGCACAACUAGGUAAGACUAAUAUUGCUGCAUGGGCAAGCAAAGAAGAAGAGGAAAGGGAUGCAUCCGUUUCUCUCAAGAUUCUGCCAGUUGACCAAUCAAAACGUGUUACUGAGAUGCGUGCAGCAGCCUGGGAGGAGGCAGAGAAAGCCAAGUAUCAGGCCAGGUUUAAACGGGAAGAAAUCAAAAUCCAAGCAUGGGAAAAUCACCAGAAAGCAGAAACUGAAGCUGAAAUGAGGAAAAUUGAGGUUGAAGUGGAGAGGAUGAGAGCUCGUGCACAUGAAAAGCUUAUGAACAAGGUAGCAGCUGCAAAGCAUAAAGCUGAGGAAAUGCGUGCGGCAGCAGAGGCCAGAAGAAACCAGCAAGCUGCAAGGACGGCUCAACAAGCAGAGUACAUCAGAAGAACUGGCAACAUUCCUUCCUCAUUUUCUUGCUGGAAUUGGUGCUCUUAAUUCUGUUUCACUGCAGCUGUGCAACUGGUAUGUCUAAAUAUUCUAGAAUUCUUGUUAAUUUAGUGGUUUUGAUGCAAAAUACAAUGUCAGGGCCCAGCAUGCAUCCUUCAGAUACUUGUACUGCAAACCAUUUGGUUCACCUGUGACCGGGAGCACCAAUUUGUUUCAGUGUUAGCCAUUUGGUUCACCUCCAUGUAAAGGAGAUAUGAAUAUGUUUAGUGAAUUGUUAAUUUUUCUUUUAUAAACUGCCAGAGUGUUACUCUUUUUUUCAUAUAAGCAUUGUUGUCAUCCUGGUAUA
Molecule: messenger RNA, 1960 nt
Organism: Phoenix dactylifera (date palm)
Lineage: Eukaryota; Viridiplantae; Streptophyta; Magnoliopsida; Arecales; Arecaceae
Source: RefSeq, a predicted model, not a curated record